This is a messenger RNA of Hordeum vulgare subsp. vulgare (domesticated barley), 1477 nucleotides long. RefSeq lists its product as uncharacterized. Lineage: Eukaryota; Viridiplantae; Streptophyta; Magnoliopsida; Poales; Poaceae. The coding region runs from base 749 to 1414 and encodes 221 amino acids. The record is from RefSeq and is a predicted model, not a curated record. The transcript has 2 exons.
UCCUUACUUACAGCAUAAAUUCAUUUCGUUCUUAAAACAUAGGUCUUGGCUGGCUGACAUAAAUCUCUAUUUAUUCAACCUGUCAUCUUUAGCUGUGGGGUCAAUAUUAAUUGUGUAAACCAACCACCAGAUCUACCUUAUAAUGGAGAUGGUGAAAGUUAUAGCAAAAUUGCAGCAUUUUUUGUUUGAGAAAAUGAGUGGCACCGUUUCAUUCCUUUAUAAAUUGUUUAUUACGUAUAUAUGAUGGUCCUGAUCUCCUCAGGGAAACAUUAAACCAACAAGGCUCAACACCAUGAUGUGCAGAUUAACAUGGAUGAAAUUACAAGAUAAGAACUCUAUAGCAGCAGCUUGAUAUCCUGGACAAAUCCGUCGAUAGGGGAUCUGUCGAGUACCUGCAUCUUUGCACCUUGUUUAUCAGCGUCAGGCAGUCGAAGGCUACCUGAAACUUAUGAAACCCGGCGUUUUUGGCAAAGAUGAGGGCCUGACAAACAUCGAGAGCUUCAGCCACUUGUGGCUUUGGAUAUGGUCGUAGAAAUAUCGAUAACAUUGAUUUCACGCCAAUAACACUCCCUGAUGAUCGUGAACCAUGACACCACAGCCUGCUCAUCCUGGUCAGGGGAAAAUUGAAGAUUGCACAUUGAUCAUAACAGGCCAUCGGGCACAUUGAUCAUAACAGGCCAUCGGGCGGAGUGCUUGGGAUCUAGCAAGAGAUGUCAAGAUAAAAACCUUGCAGGAAAAUCUGUUUCAGAUGCGGUUCAACUGUGAACGGGUUACUCAAGGAGGCCCUUGGAACUUCAGAGGCAAUCCGGUGAUCAUCGCUCCAUAUGACGGGUACUCCAAGCCAUCCUCAAUCGAGUUCACUCCAUAUGAUGGGUACUCCAAGCCGUCCACAAUCGAGUUGUUCACUUUCGCGAUCUGGGCGCGUAUCAUUGAUCUGUCGCUUGCUUAUCAUGGGAAGGUCAAAGCACUGGCAUCAAAGUUGGACGACUUUGUGGAUGCCGAGCCUUCUUCCUUUGAUUUUGAGGGUAAUUUCUAUAGAGUAAGGGUGCGGUUGGAUGUCUGUAAACCUCUGAAAAAGGCUAUUUCUUUGAUCCGUGGUGGUCAGAGGGAGAUUUUUGCGGUCCGGUAUGAACGUCUUCCAGAUUGGUGUCAAGUUUGCGGUAUGAUGGGGCAUGAGUUCAAGGAGCAUGGCGAUGGAGUUCAUUCACCUGUUGCAUUGGUUUUCAAGAACCUCCGCUGGGGGACACGGCGACGCAAUAACACCAAGAAAAACAACGAGGCUAGGAAAACUGAUGACGGAACGACAUGGGGGAUGACACUGCGUCACUUAUGGAUGCAGAUAUGGAGGAGGAAGAGACAAAUCGCAAACUCUCUGCUGGCCAGGAAGAUCAGCCUGUCAAUCCAGUGUCGAUAAUGGACCCGGAGCAAGCACUGGGGGCGGGGAAUGUCGCUCAAGUGGAUGUCCCCCCCCCCCCCC